Sinocyclocheilus grahami is the source of this 1333-nucleotide messenger RNA. Its product is annotated as keratin, type I cytoskeletal 20-like. NCBI's taxonomy places the organism in Eukaryota, Metazoa, Chordata, Actinopteri, Cypriniformes, Cyprinidae. The record is from RefSeq and is a predicted model, not a curated record. The coding region runs from base 71 to 1333 and encodes 420 amino acids. The transcript is spliced from 9 exons.
AAGGGCCGGGGAAAGGCUUCAUCCCUGUGUGGCAGGACGUGCUCUGGUUCAUUUAGUUUCAUCUGGCCCCAUGGAGGGACUCAAAGAGCCGAAAUUUGCCCUGAGGGGCCUGAAUGAAAGGCUGAAGGGGUUCCUGGAGCACGUGAAUCAGUUGGAAUGGACCAAUCGUGAACUGGAGGAGCAGAUUGCAGAGUGGAGAUUGAGGAACGUUGUUCCAUGUUGGGACUGGAGCAACAAGGAGGCGCUGACACAGGAACUGCGAGCUCAGGUUAGGAUAAUCAUAAUGGAAAAUGCAGAAGUUUUGUUACAAUCCGAUGCAGUGAAACUCAGGGCAGCACAUUUAAAGACCAGGUGUGAAACCGAGAAGAAACUCCGUCUCCUAAAGGAGCAGGAGGUGUCACAGAUGAAGAUAAAGAAAAUAGACGUGGAAACAUCCAACACUCUCCUGGAAAAACAGCUUUAUGAAUACCAAAAUGAGUUACAGCUAAUCGUGGAGGAACAUGAGAGAGAGCUGGAUCAGCACCAGCGGCGAGCAGUAGAGGAGUGUGAUAGAGUACUAGUGCAGGUUGCUGCAGGAGAGGAUGGCAGAGGAAUGGAUCUCUCCCGGACCAGCACCCAGUGCGACCACUCCAGCCCAGCCCAGAGCAGCCCUGACUCAGCCACACCACCAAAUCCAGCCCCAGGCUCUGGUCCCGUUUCACAGAGAAGGCCCCAAAAGGAUGCAACCAGCCCCACAGCUGCAUUUCUGUCACAGGUGAGAGCAGGUGACGAGGCCCUGAAAGAGGCACGAGCCGAGCUCACAGAGGCCCGAAAGAGAUGGCACCGUCUACAGGUGGAAAUUGAAUCUCUACACGCCUUGGAGAGGAGUUUCCAUAGCUCUCUACACCACACUCAGCUCCAGUACUCUGUGCAGCUCAAGGAUCUGUCCCAGUCUGUCAGGAGUCUGGAGUCUGAGCUAGAAACUGUGCGGGACGGUCUGGAAGUGCAGAAACAGAACCAUACCCAGCUCCUCAACACCAAGAUGAGGCUGGAGAGAGAGAUCACAACCUAUAGGAAACUCCUGGAACAUGAGGAGGGCAGGUUUCUGAACUCAGAUGGUCGGCCUCUAAAGCUGAAGCCAUGGAAGGGCUCAGUUCCUGCUCCAGAGCAGAACGGCCUGCCCAACGGAUGUGACGAGGAUAUCGCUGAGCCGUUCUUCACUGAGAUGACUCCAAAAAUAAGCAUAAAACCAGUCAUAAACAAAGAUGGGGAGAUCUGUACUGUGAAGACUCAAGAGAUUCUGGAAGGAAAUGUAGUGAGGGAGAGUGCUGAGGGUCACGGAAAUGUGGAGUGA